Molecule: messenger RNA, 1262 nt
Organism: Scophthalmus maximus (turbot)
Lineage: Eukaryota; Metazoa; Chordata; Actinopteri; Pleuronectiformes; Scophthalmidae
Gene: id2a
Product: inhibitor of DNA binding 2a
Exons: 3
Coding region: 119-535 (138 amino acids)
Biological process (GO): cell differentiation; negative regulation of transcription by RNA polymerase II; circadian regulation of gene expression
Cellular component (GO): nucleus; cytoplasm
Molecular function (GO): protein dimerization activity; transcription regulator activity
Source: RefSeq, a predicted model, not a curated record
CAGCUCCGUAAUCCAGUCUGAUCGCUCGUCGUCUGGCUCUUAUCAGGACUUUAAAAAGAAGCAAGCAACCGACGAAAAAGAAAAACAGCUCCUUCCGCUCACCUCGACGCCGACAAAGAUGAAAGCAAUAAGCCCCGUGCGGUCCUUCCGGAAGAGCAACGCGAGUUUAUCAGAGCACUCCCUGGGAAUCUCCCGGAGCAAGACCCCGGUGGACGACCCGCUCAGCCUGCUGUACAACAUGAACGACUGCUACUCCAAGCUGAAGGAGCUGGUGCCCAGCAUCCCGCAGAACAAGAACGUCAGCAAGAUGGAAAUCCUGCAGCAUGUCAUCGACUACAUCCUGGACCUGCAGAUCGCGCUGGACUCUAGUGUCGCACUCACCAGCCUGCAUCACCCCGCGCGGCCGGGGCAGGGGCAGGCUCCCUCCAGGACCCCCCUGACCACCCUCAACACAGACAUCAGCAUCCUGUCGUUACAGUCUCCGGAGUUGCCAUCAGAGCUGCUGACAGAUGACAGCCGGACUCUGCAUCGUUAAGAAGCGGUGUUUGGUCAGGACGCAAAAACACACACACACACACACACACACACGCGCAGGACCUGGGGAGCAGGACUUCCCCCCCACACCACCACCCUCGCCCUCGACCCCCCUACUCCAACCUCUGUCCUCCAGGCCUGGACUUUUUCUCUCUCUCUCUCUUCUGACGCUGAAAUCAAAAAGACUUUUGCUUAUUAUGGGACAAUCUUAUGUGAUGUGUUUUCUGUUUUCUAUGGACACUUCAUUAUUAUUUAACUUAAGACUUUUUAUUAUUAUUUUUAUUUGUGGGUCCUUUCUGGAAAUGGAAGGCGCGUUAUAUUCCCGACAGUGGGAGGAAAAACGAGAUUAUUGUCACAAGGAUUACCCCCCCCCCCCACCCCCCCGUCCCUCUCCUUGUUGAAGUCUUCGCUUUUUUUGCGGAGUUGGGAACGUGAAUAGAAGAAAAAAAAAAAAGACAACUUGGUUAGUUACUGUAAAAAGUUUAGUCUUGUCUUGUCAGAAUUGUUGGCACAUGAAGGACUGGACGUUGUUUAACUAAAAGAAAAAAAGAAAGUAAAAAUGAAAGAAUGAAACCUUGUCAACUCUUAUCGGGAGUUUAUCUUGUAUAGUUGCAGGAAUUUGAAACUUCUGCAAAAGUGUAAUGUUGUACUUAAUUAUGCUGAGACUUUUUAUAAAAGUAAUGUAAAUUGUACCUUUUUUAUACAAAAAUAAAUCGGAAAAAACACAA